AUGACGACGACGACGAGUCAUGGUGGAGGGCGACGGUAUAGCCAUGGAUUUUUCGGCCGAAGAGACAUCGUCGUCCUUCUCUUCGCCUUCGAGAUGGGUGGUCUAGUAAUUAGUGGCCUACCAAGUCCUACUGUUCAGCAGCCACGACCAUUUUUCAGCAGCCUCACCAUUUCCCAAGUUGCAGACAUAGCCACUCAUGACACCAGGGUCAAGGUUGAGCUCUCUGAGUCGGCCAAGGCUGGGGUCAAGGCCAGCAGUGAUUGGGUCAUGGACAGCAUGGAUUCUUCUCUGUUUGUCAAAUAUGUUGAAAAUACAGUUGUGAUCCUUCUGCUUUAUGUGGAUGAUAUAAUCAUCACUGGGAGUGCUACAACUUCAAUUCCACAGAUUUCCAAGACUACCAGUGGAUUGUUUCUGUCCCAAACUAAAUACAUUCAUGAUUUGUUAGUGAAGACUGAAAUGCUUGAAGCAAAGGCCUGUGACACACCAUGCCUUCCAUAUAAUCGCCUUCUUAAAGAUGAUGGUGAUCCUUAUGCUAAUCCUAGUGCUUAUAGGAGUAUUGUGGGAGCUUUACAAUAUCUUACUUUCACUAGGCCUGACAUUGCAUUUUCAGUGCAUCGGGUAUGCCAAUUUAUGCAUAAACCUAUGUUAGCUCAUUAUAUUACUGUAAAACGAAUUCUCAAGUACUUAAAAGGUACUAUGAAUGUGGGUGUUACCUAUACUCGAGGAGAUCUUCACCUCAAGGCCUUUAGUGAUACAGAUUGGGCAGGAGAUCCCAAUGACAGACGGUCCACUACGGGGUUGGUUGUGUUAUUAGGUUCAAAUCCCAUAUCUUGGUCCUCAAAGAAACAAAACAUUGUAUCUAGAUCAUCUACUAAAGUAGAAUAUAGAGCUCUUUCUUCCACUUAUGCAGAAUUGGACUGGAUUAAGCAACUGCUUGCAUUUCUGCAUAUUCCCGUGACUAUAUUUCCAGUCCUUUUGUGA
Molecule: messenger RNA, 981 nt
Organism: Malus domestica (apple)
Lineage: Eukaryota; Viridiplantae; Streptophyta; Magnoliopsida; Rosales; Rosaceae
Molecular function (GO): catalytic activity
Source: RefSeq, a predicted model, not a curated record